AUGGAUAUCAAUCCUUACCGCUUUCGCGUGCCCAAACCGAACUACUUACCUCAUAAACAAGAUAUUGAUAACGACGAUGUCAUCGUCGAGGAGUACAGCAACACCCCGUUGGGUCUUGCUAGUGAGAUGGAUAAUGCCAAAUUCUACAAUAAGUGCAAGCGCCUUGCUGAAGAAUCCGCAAUAACUCGCCCAAAAGGAUACAAUGUGUCAUUUCAUUGCAAUCCGGAUAUGGAAAAGCAUCACUUUGGCAUGACGCACCCGAUGAAACCGUGGCGCCUUACCUUAUCGAAAAGUCUGAUAUAUUCAUACGGCAUGUCUUUUGCCAUGGACAACUAUAUUUCACGCGCUGCCACAUACGAAGAGUUGGCUUCCUUUCAUUCCACCGACUAUCUUGACUUUCUUGGCACUGUCUUGCCGGAACCAGUUCCCCGGGACUUGGAAAACCAGAACCCCGAUCUUAAGUUCAAUCUCGGUGGCUCCGACUGUCCAUUGUUCGAUGGCUUGUACGAUUACUGCUCUCUGUCAGCUGGCGGCGCUCUUGACGCAGCCAGGAAGAUUACAUCUAAACAGUCAGACAUUGCCAUAGCCUGGGGCGGCGGCCUCCAUCAUGCAAAAAAGGCAGAGGCGUCUGGAUUCUGCUAUAUCAACGACAUUGUUAUUGCCAUCCUAGAGCUCCUGCGCUUCUACCCACGGGUUCUCUACAUAGAUAUCGAUGUUCAUCAUGGUGACGGCGUCGAGGAGGCCUUCUUCUCUACUGAUCGUGUCAUGACUGCAUCAUUUCACAAGUAUGAUCCACACAACUUCUUCCCAGGUACCGGUGCUCUAGAUGACAACGGCCCCAAAAAUGAGCAUAAUCCUGGAGCUCAUCACGCUGUAAAUGUGCCACUCAAUGACGGCAUCACUGAUGAGCAGUACGACAUGCUUUUUAAUUCUAUCAUAGGCAAAAUUGUUGAAAAGUUCCGUCCCAGCGCCAUUGCGCUGCAGUGUGGCGCUGAUUCUCUUGCCGGUGACAGGCUUGGCCGUUUUAAUCUUCAGGUCCAAGGCCACGGCGCUUGCGUCGAGUUUUGCAAGAAAGUUGGACUUCCUCUUAUUCUUUUCGGUGGAGGAGGCUACACACCUCGGAAUGUCGCUCGUGCCUGGACCUACGAAACUAGUAUUGCAGUGGGAUGUCAAGACAAUAUCAGCCCAGUCCUUCCCCAGCAUACCCCUUGGCGCGAACAGUUCAGGCAGGACACACUCUUCCCUACACUCGAGCAGAUAUUAGGCGAGCCACGACAGAAUCGGAACCCCCAGAAGCGCCUGCAAGAGAUUGUGCAGCACAUUUCGGAGCAACUUCGUUUUGUACAGGCUGCACCCAGCGUUCAGAUGCAAACUAUUCCUCCAGAUCUUGGUGCUAUCAGGCAAGAGGUUGAGGAGAAGCUAAAGGAAGAGAAUGAAGAACGAAAUGACGAACUACGCCGAGCCAGAGAAGCAGCGGUAGGAACGCCGAUGGAAAUGUGA
Messenger RNA from Metarhizium acridum CQMa 102, 1500 nucleotides. RefSeq names its product histone deacetylase (gene HOS2). Lineage: Eukaryota; Fungi; Ascomycota; Sordariomycetes; Hypocreales; Clavicipitaceae. Gene Ontology annotation, molecular function: histone deacetylase activity. Gene Ontology annotation, cellular component: Rpd3L-Expanded complex; nucleus. The record is from RefSeq and is a predicted model, not a curated record.